CCCCCCCGGAUUUAUUUAUCACUGCCCCCACCUCGGCUAUAAGCUGUGCCGCGUCCUGUGCCCACGAUGAAGCGACCGUGCGAGGAAACUACCUCAGACAGCGACAUGGACGAGACUAUUGACGUGGGGAGCGAGAACAAUUACUCGGGGCAAAGCAAUAGUUCUGUCAUUCGAUCAAAUUCCCCAACAACAACUUCUCAGAUUAUGGCCAGAAAGAAAAGAAGAGGGAUUAUAGAGAAAAGGCGCCGUGAUCGUAUAAAUAACAGUUUAUCAGAGCUGAGGCGGCUCGUGCCAACUGCUUUUGAAAAACAAGGAUCUGCCAAACUAGAAAAAGCGGAAAUACUGCAAAUGACAGUGGAUCAUCUGAAGAUGCUGCAGGCGACAGGAGGUAAAGGUUAUUUUGACGCUCAUUCCCUGGCCAUGGAUUUCAUGAGCAUUGGCUUCCGGGAGUGCUUGACAGAAGUCGCGAGGUACCUGAGCUCAGUGGAAGGCCUUGACACAUCCGACCCACUGCGCGUUCGACUCGUGUCCCAUCUGAGCACCUGUGCCUCUCAGAGGGAAGCCGCCGCCAUGACCUCCUCCAUGGCCCACCACCACCACCCCUUGCACCCUCACCACUGGGCAGCCGCCUUCCACCAGCUCCCUGCGGCUCUGCUGCAGCCCAACGGACUCCACGCCUCUGACGCCGCCCCGUGCAGACUCUCCUCGGACGUGCCCCCCCACGGCUCUGCCCUGCUCACGGCCACUUUUGCCCACACCGACGCCGCACUCCGAGUCCCCUCUGCUGGCAGCAUUGCUCCCUGCGUGCCUCCUCUCUCUACCUCCCUCUUGUCCCUCUCGGCCACAGUUCACGCCGCCGCAGCGGCAUCAGCCACCGCCAGCCCUCCGCAGGCUGGCAGCGGGGGCAGCACCAAACCGUACCGACCCUGGGGGACUGAAGUUGGAGCCUUUUAA
Nestor notabilis (Kea) is the source of this 954-nucleotide messenger RNA. It is a transcript of the gene HEY2, whose product is annotated as hes-related family bHLH transcription factor with YRPW motif 2. The record is from RefSeq and is a predicted model, not a curated record. The coding region runs from base 67 to 954 and encodes 295 amino acids. Lineage: Eukaryota; Metazoa; Chordata; Aves; Psittaciformes; Psittacidae. Gene Ontology annotation, cellular component: nucleus. Gene Ontology annotation, biological process: regulation of transcription by RNA polymerase II; anterior/posterior pattern specification; Notch signaling pathway. The transcript has 6 exons. Gene Ontology annotation, molecular function: DNA-binding transcription factor activity, RNA polymerase II-specific; RNA polymerase II cis-regulatory region sequence-specific DNA binding; protein dimerization activity.